Messenger RNA from Vitrella brassicaformis, 1167 nucleotides. Lineage: Eukaryota; Vitrellaceae. The record is from the annotation of a GenBank genome assembly.
GCUCGGGCGGUGCUCUGGAGGUGAUGGGCGUGGACGUGACGCAGAACACGAUUUCUGACCUGCUGAGCAGACAGAUCGCUGAGCAGACAGAUCUGUGACACGGGCGACUCUGCCUUUUGGAGGGGAGAAAGGCGCCCUGUCUGUCUAUAGAGAGGUCUUCCACCCGCUGGUACUUGCUGCCGCACGACGCACACGUAGGCAAAAGGGGAGGAGGGAGAGAUGGACAGACGGAUGUGACUGAUUGCUGCAUGUGAUGCGUGCAGGUGCUCACUCACCACGUCGUUGAGAGACGCUGCAGGCCAGCUGUUUGGGCCGGUGAGGGAGGAGAGGAUGACUGAGCUGCUUGCUGGCACAGCCGCCCCAAUGUGAUGUGCAAGCGGCUCAUGGGCAUCAGGGCGUUCAUGAGUCGCGCGGAGUUGCGAAAGACCAUCGUGCAGGAGAUCACCCAGAGGGCGGGCCUGCAUGCCCUCUUCACACGGCUGUGCGGCCAACGCGCCACACAGGUGAGAUCAGGGGAAGAAGACGAUGACACAGCACACAGUCGCCUGUGGCUAAGUGCAGAGCUGAUCCCUCUCUCUCUCUCUCUCUGUGUGUGUGUGUGUGUGUGUGCAGAGGGAUGUCUCGCUGGUCAGCGUCAAGACUGAGUAUAUCGAGACCGUCCUCCCAGCCACAUCGACGCCUAUGCGAGAGGCCUCAGGAGCCUCACCGGCACGGGCAGCUCGCUGGCCGGGUAUGCCGACAUGACCGCCGCCCAGAUGCGGCGGAUGGAGGAGGAGCUCUCGCGUGUGCGCUGCCCCCCUGCUAUAGAGGAGAGAGCGGCCAGACACCGGCAGCCGCUGCGUGACCCCUCGGUGCGCGAGAGAGUGGAGGGUGGGGUGGUGACACUGGCGGAUGGGAAACGAGUGACGGAGGCUGACCUGGCGCUGAGCGUACACACCUGAUCUCAUCUAGCUGUGAUCGUCUGUCUGAUAGCAUUCUUAUCCAUGUGUGUGGUUCGUGUGUGCACUGUUUUGCGUGUCAUUUGUUGUCUGGUCUGACUGGAGAUGUCUAUUUGUCAGCGCAUCUCUAUGUGAGCGGUGGGAUAGAUAUAAUGAGCGACUGAAGCGAGAGACGGCAUAUAUGUUCGUGAGGCCAUGCGAAUGAAAGACACGAUUUGUCAUGAAUCGG